Molecule: messenger RNA, 5345 nt
Organism: Cottoperca gobio
Lineage: Eukaryota; Metazoa; Chordata; Actinopteri; Perciformes; Bovichtidae
Gene: cdhr2
Product: cadherin related family member 2
Biological process (GO): homophilic cell-cell adhesion
Cellular component (GO): plasma membrane; cell-cell junction
Molecular function (GO): calcium ion binding
Source: RefSeq, a predicted model, not a curated record
AUCACUAGGAGGAACAAGAGUCAAAGUCUCAUCUAGACAUCAGUGAAGGAGAAGCUCCUCUGUGAACGUCAUCCAAAAUGGAGGGGAUCACAGGAAGCAUGUUACUGUUGUGCCUUAUUAGCUUAGCUAAUGCAAAUACCAGUCCUACAAUUACCACUGUGGUUCAUUCUGUGUGUGAAGACACCCCUAUAGGUGGCUAUGCGUUUAAUAUAAACGCAGUAGAUGCGGAAAAUGACCCACUGACUUAUUCACUGACUGGGGCCAAUGCCCAAUACUUCCGAGUUGACAGCAGCAGUGGGAGUGUAUCAAUCAAAAUGCCACUGGAUAGAGAGACACAAAAAACUUUAACUAUAAUAUUAUCAGACGCAAACGACAACCGACCCAUAUUCAAGCAGCCUACGUAUGAUGUUAACGUCCCAGAAAAUACCACCGUAGGUACAUCUCUGUUUAAAGUGGAGGCCACUGAUGCAGACACUUCAAGCGCUGGUGUUAUUCAUUACACAAUUGAUGAAGUUACUCCAAAUGAUGGAUCAAGUCUUUUCAGCAUUGUAUCUACAACUGGUGAAGUCAGAUUAAAUGGAAAUCUGAAUUACACCGGAUUGAGCGUUUACUAUCGGCUGAAGAUUAACGCAAGUGAUGGUGGAGGCAAGUGUUAUUCUAAUGAGAACAACUACUUCUCAAGCAUUGCUUUUUCCUUUGUUACGGUUGUGGACGUCGCAGACCUGGACCCACAGUUCAUUGGUACUCCCUACGUAGCGAGAGUUGAAGAGAAUUCUGCUUUGGGCCAUUCUGUGUUUAAAGUGACGGCCAUAGACAAGGACACAGGAGUCAAUGAUGCUAUUAUCUUCAGCAUUGAAAGUUCCACAGCAGAGGGCCUGUUUGAAAUCUCACCAGCUGAUGGCAUCAUAUCUGUAUUGGCAAAUAUUGACAGAGAAGAUAUUGGUGACACUGUUACCCUGACUGUAAAGGCUACUGAGUCUCAAGAAAACAUCCACGGCAUCAAGGCCAACACUAAAGAAAAUGUACAGAUCAACAUCAUUGACAAAAAUGACAACAGGCCGGAGUUUUACCAGUGUGGAGGCUCGGGAGACAAGCUGUCCUGUGUGAAUGCAAUUCACUUCACAGGAGAGGUCGUUGAGCACUCCUUAGGCUCUGUUUUCAUCAACAUGACAGUCAAAGAUCUGGAUAAGAUUUCCAAAACUCAACUAACCCUGGAGGGUCCCGACAAGGCCAUGUUUUCUGUGGAACCUCAAUCCACCAUGUCAGACAGCAUUGUUCAGCUCCUGGUCAAGCAGCCCCAAUUACUGGAUUUUGAAGAAAAACAGAAAAUGGUUCUACAAGUCAUUGCCAUAGAUGAAGAAAAAAGCACCUUCCACUCCACUGCUACAGUUACUAUUAACAUCAAGGACGCCAAUGACAACAGCCCCAAGUUCCCACAGGACACGUAUAAGUUGGAGGUGCCUGAGGGCUCUCCUGUUGGAACAAUAUUGGGCAACUUUACUGCAGACGAUCCUGACACAAUGGAUAAAGGCAAUAUCACCUACAAACUUCUUCCAGAAAGCAUACGACUGUAUUUUGACGUGGACCCAAAUACGGGCACAGUUUAUGUGAAAAACGCAACUCUGUUGGAUCGUGAGGUCAGAUCUCUGUAUUCAGCCACUCUCCAGGCCAGGGACUCAGAAGACAAGCCCGGCAGCACGGUACUGGAAAUCACUCUGACUGACAUCAACGACAAUGCCCCAGUCAUGAACAGGGACUCUUACCGGGAGUUUGUUAAAGAGGGUGAAGAGCUUGAACUUACGAUACAGGCAACUGAUGCAGAUGACUCUGAUACAUCAAACAGUCAAAUAAUUUUUGCCAUCGAACCAAGCACGUACAGUAAUAACUUCACCAUCGACGCUAUAACCGGUGUGUUAAGAAACAAGGAUGAACUUGAUCGCGAGGCCCUGGACCCGAAGCUGAACGGGAGGAUCGAGCUCAAUGUAACCGCCACUGACAAGGGUAUUCCCCCAUUGUUCGCCAUGGUCACAGUUAUCAUCAUUGUGGAGGAUGUCAAUGACAACGGACCACAGUUUAAAGCCUCCUUUUACAAAUUCUCUGUCAAAGAAGCAGAAAAAGGCGCCUUUGUGGGUUCUGUUCAGGCUCAAGAUUUGGACCAAACGAAAGAGUUUAACCGCAUGACUUUCAACAUCAUUAGCGGAGGCUUUGGUAGCUUCAACAUUCGCAGCUUUUCAGAUGAGCCGGGUUACAGUGGAAACAUCACCGUGGAGUUCGACAUUGAGCUGGACUACGAGAGCGUUCACAAGCAGUUCAAUCUGCUGGUACAGGCAAUAGAUCAGGAACAGAAGACAGCUGAAGUGAAGGUGGAGGUGGAAGUGUUGGACGUGAACGAUGAGAGGCCCGAGUUCAACCCAGACGGCUCUGUGACGGUGAAGGAGAACACCACCAUCAGCGGGGCUGUUGGAAGCUUCACAGCGCAGGACAAAGAUGGAAACCACUCACUGGUCUACGAGCAGGAAUCCAUCAAAUGCAGAUGCAACGGCUCUCUGACUGACUGCAGCUGGUUUAUCCUGGAUCCGACGGGGGAAGUCAGAGUCAACCCGGCGCACACAGCGGAUUAUGAAAAAUGUGACCAGGUGGUGAUUGAGGCUCAGGUGGUGGACGAGUGGACAGAGAAAGGAGAGAACAACAGUGUCAAAACAGGACAAAUGGUGAUCAACAUUGAAGACAUCAACGACAACGCCCCAGAAUUCAUUUUCUCAGAUUCUGUAUUUGUUGUGGUGUCAGAAAGUGCAAGUAAGGGGACAUCGGUAGCAGGAGUCACUGCUACAGACCGUGACUCUGGAAUAAAUAGGCAGAUUGACUUUAAAGUAACAUCAGUCCAAUUUCAAGACACCAACAAUCAUACAAGUAACAUGAGGCUGCUGUGCGAGGCCGUCACCACACAGCAAAAGGACAUUUAUGUUGGAAUUAUUCAAACUACCGAGGGGCUUGAUACAUCACUGAAAGGGAGGUAUUUGGUAACAGUAAGUGCAACUGACAGCGGCAAACUCUCCACCAGCACCGUACUGAAGAUUUUCGCAGUGGAUGAAUCAUUUAGAGUGGAACUUAAAUUUACUCUAUCCGAAGCCGUCGUUGAAGAAAAAAUCAACGAAAUCACCAAUGCGCUUAUAACUGCCACCAAGGCUUCUGUGCAAAUUGCUGUAAUCAGGCCUGAUUUUCCUGAAGCAUCCAGGGAUUCAGGUAACACGAUCAUAGUGGCAUAUUUUGUCUACUCCAACGGGACCGCUCUUACCUCGAAUGAAGUGGAAAAGAUGAUCUCAGAUCCUGAACACUCUCUUGUACUUAUACAGCUUGGCCUCGCGGACAUUGGGAAGGCUCCUGUGAUCGAAGCAGAAGCCGACCCUGUGAAGUUCAUCCUGGUAGGGAUGCUGGCAGGCCUCAUCAUCGUACUGGCUGUCCUCACCACUUCGCUGAUGUGCACUCGCAGAAACUACAGGAGGAAGCUGAAGUCAGCUAAAGCCAUGAACUCUGCAUCCAUGGUGACCUCUGACAACCAGAAAAGCGGCCCCGUGGUGCCUGGAACCAACAAGUACACCAUGGAGGGGGCUAAUCCUGUUCUCAACCUCAACAUCGACACGGCCAUGGUGCUGGAUAUGGACGACGAGUCAGAUGUGGACAAAGUCAGCCUCAACUCCCUGGACUGCAGCGAUGAUAUGAACAUUCCUGAAAAGGAUCAAUCUAACAUGGAGGAGGAGGAGGAGGAAGACUACGGGCCACCGGAGUACAUUGAGCCUCUGGGUGCAGCGCUGGCCCAGCGGGGCCAGAAGAAAGGCUCCAAAAAUCCUCCUGCGGGUUUUAUUAACCCCGCGUUCAGCACGACAGACCUGUGAUGGAAAUAAAGAAGGGAGACCAGAGGCCUCAGAUUGUGUUGCUUCUCUGUAAUCAGGCUGAUCAAGUUUCCAGUCAAACACUUUGAUGGUGUUGGAAGAAGUCCUUGUGUCUUCAAGUAGCCUUCUGUUGUGACCAAUAGUUAUGUAUUAUUGCUGAUAUGGAUUUAUGGCACCUAAAGUGAUGAAUUUUCUUUGUAUAAACAUUCAAUUCAAGGGGGGAUAAAAGGGAAAAACUAAAUGGGAGAUGUUACUCUGUGAAAACAAUAUAGUGAUAUCACAUAGUGUAUUGAUCUCACAGAGUUUGCUUUGGUUAUGGAAUCGAGUUUAAACACAGCUUAACCACACCUCAAAAGCUCAGCCAGCUGUCCCCCUGUUUCCAUUCUUUAUGCUAAAGUAAGCUAAGUGCCUGCUGCUUCACAUUUAGUGCAAAGACAUGAGAGUGGUAUAGACCUUCUCUUGCAAAUAAGCCUAAUUCCCCAAAUUCUUCCUUUAAAAAUGUCUUAAACCUUGUCUAGACAAUGACAAAUUGAACAGAAGCAAAGGGAAAGCAAACAAAACAAUUGCUUGUUGCACAUGUGAAUCACUUUAUUUUUGUUUAUAUAUUAAGCAACAGUUUAAAAACUGUUUGGAUUUCUUUUAAAUUAAUUGUAUUAUACGUUAUGUCAACACACACAAUGCUAAUUUUUGUUGCAGCUGAUGCUACUAUAAAGAAAAUCCAAAAAGAGGAACAUAUUGCAUAAUGUCAAUGUAUGAAUGAAUUAUUUAUGACUGCACGUCAGCCAAAAGGUUUAACCUUAGGCUUGUUUAAUUUCUCAGUGUUUGCUUAGAGUUUGAAAUAAAACCUCAUGCAGUGUGAAUUUCUACAAGCAGUGGAUUGAAAAGAUGGCUUCACUGUUUACUGACAUCUAAAUGAAUGUAUCACAAGUGCAGUCUGAAUAAAAUCAAUUUCUCCAAACAUGGAUUUGAUCAUACUUUUGUGAAUGUAACAUAUGAACACCAACAUCACUGACACUGUAACAACCUCUAGAUUAAUACACAUUUAAAAUAGGUUUCAUCACAUAAUUUACAACUGAAUCACUAAUUAUGGCGUUAAAAUACAGUAAGAAGUAAUGCUUAAAAAUACCCUCAUAUCAUGUGUCCAUUGUGCUCAUUAUUUUUAAAUCUUUAUACUUUUCACAAUACAAACAAGUCAAAACGUUGAGCCAAAUCUAAAAGCAGAAUAUAAGACAUACAAAAGCCUUUCACACACACAUCAAGGCAACAUUUAGAUCAAUUUUAACUUCCAAACAUUCAAACCUAAGUGACCUCCAGGUUGUGGUGACUGACCACAAGUUCAUAAAUCACAAUCAAAAACCGUCACUGUCACUCUUCUAUCAUCUCUCUCGGUCGAAGCUUCGUUAAGCUUGUAAGCAACGAGGAGACGCAUUGCCUUGGCUUCAUAUUGUCUGAGGU